AUGACUGAAAACAAUAAUAAUCAGCCACUGAUAGCUGAUAUUUUAUUACCCGAGAUUGAAAAACAAUUGAUUCAAGAUGAUUCACUUUGGCCAAAUAUUAAGGGAUUAUACGUCAUUCAUAUCACCAAGAAGAAACAGCCUAUGGCUACAUGGUAUUUUGAAGUGAUAUAUGUAUACGCGUAUUUUAUCAUAGGAAAUACGGUUCAGCCUAUCAUCACGACACAUAAGGACAUGGUCAAGAGAGCAAAAGUGUUUAAAGUAAAGACGAUCAAGAUUCAAGUGGAGGAUCAUGAUUUACUCAACUUUAUUACCGGAGGUAUGACAGGCGUAAAGGCAUACAUGGCAGGAAGAAUAAAAGUACGUGGUGAUUUAGUUUUAGCUCAAAAACUUGAAGAAGUGUUUGAAAAAGCUGGUGGAAGAGAGGUACAUAUUUUAUGUUGUGAUAUGUCCUUCUUAUUCUUUUCUUAUUAG
Rhizopus microsporus ATCC 52813 is the source of this 471-nucleotide messenger RNA. RefSeq lists its product as uncharacterized. The coding region runs from base 1 to 471 and encodes 156 amino acids. NCBI's taxonomy places the organism in Eukaryota, Fungi, Mucoromycota, Mucoromycetes, Mucorales, Rhizopodaceae. The record is from RefSeq and is a predicted model, not a curated record. The transcript is spliced from 3 exons. Gene Ontology annotation, cellular component: cytosol.